AUGAGCUGGCCACAGCGCAGCCCGCAGAGAGGCCAUGAAGCAGAGCGGCGACUUCACGGGGCUUCGCCGAGUCUUCGAGACGACCAAGCACCGGCGCCGCCAAGUCGACCUUCCGAAAACACCUUUGCGUCCACAAGCUCCACUGGUUCGGAGUCGCGGCCACCUUCUUUUCGGUCCGAUGCGUCCUCUUUUGAAGAGACUCCUGGACGUGGUGGUAGAGAUGCCUCGACUACAGCCGGAUCUUCCCGACGUGACCUGGAGGCUUUGCGACCGGCUCCUCCAAGCCACCACUUUUCGCCUUACCCGCCGAGACCUCCAACAAUUGGUCGGGCUGACCGUAGCGGCGAAGCUCGCCCCUUACCAUUCGGGGACCCUAGCGAUCACCACCAAUCGAUUGCGACCACCUCACAGCCAGGGCGACCCCGCGCCUACAGCGAUCUCGGCGCUCCAGAUUUCGAUCAUUCGCUGCACUAUACCGCUCGUGAGCCUCCAAGGGACGUCUAUGAGAACCACCCAGGCUCGCUUCAUCGGUCUCAACGCAAUUCUCCGCCCAACCUCUCCCGUGCUCGCGAGCCUCCCUCUUACUCUGCAGCCCUAACAGGCCCAGAGCGGUACACACCCUCAAGCGACGCGUUCUAUCCGAAUCUCCGGCACGGCGGAUCAAGUCAAGAUGCACGCUACUCGCCUCCGAGGAGUUCCUUUGCUGGACCCAGAGUAGCCCCACAGGUAGGCCCCAUCAUGCCACCAAAACCUGUGCAAGCGUCCUCCCAGUACGCAGUGAGGAUCUCGCAUACCAACUCUCCGGUUUGCAGCAAUUGCCAAACAACUGCAACUCCUCUUUGGCGCCGAGACGGCCGAGGUGGUCUGUUGUGUAAGUGCUCUCAUCGUGUGGCUGACACCCAUCAGCUACUGUAUCUGCCGCUCAUUCUUGAAGCCCUUACUUCUCUCAAAGGCAACGCCUGUGGUCUUUUCGUCAGGGUGAAAGGUCGUUCGAGACCAGUGAGGUGAGUCUGCGUGCGUCUCUCUAGACCUGCUGCCUUCGGUAGACCUUGCUGACGCGUAGCACCGCUUGUGCUGAUGGUGACGGCAGCCUGAAGACAGACGUGAUCAAGCCCCGAGCGCGGCGCAGCAAGCUCCCCGGUGGUGGCCCAAUUCCGGCGGGCGACGCUGGUCCUUCACGCGUCGGCGUCAAUCCUCCGGUACCUGGUGAUGGGCGGAGUAGUGUGGCCGCGGCGGCUCACUACGACAGCGACAUGCGACCUGGUGAGGGUAGAGCGAUUGAAUCGGAUCGCUCCCGCUCGAGUUAUCGCAAUGCGGACCUCCCUCCAGCUCUGAUGAACGACUCUCCACGCUAGUGAGUAAGGUCAGAUCCUAGUCUUUUACCUCGUAGGCCGAGUUGACGCGGCUCUAUCUGCCAGUCACAGUCGGGAACACCAGGCUAGCCGCAUCGACCUGGAGUCGACUGCUCAGUAUCGAGGCGGAAUCAGUGGCAUGCCGAUGGUACCCUCCUCGUUCGAUCGACGCACCCAGACGCUACGAGGUCCGGUCUCUACUUCCUCGCGACCAACCGAGCUCGAUAGUGACUCACGAGACGCAGUGCAUCCAGGCGCACAUCGUUACAGCGCAGGCCGCUUAGAGCCGGCUCGAGGCAUGGGUGGUCAGGGCCUCCGACUGCCCUUGAGCUCGCCAGACCAGGAGUCCGCCUCGAGGGUUUCAGCUCUUGUCAGCGAACGACAUCAGGCACCUUGGCGGCAAGCUGAAAUAUCUGCGGCGUCGCAGCUCUCGCCAGCGCCUCAGUCUUCAAUGCACUCAGCCUCCCCGAACUCGUUGCCAACACCACCGCGCUUUCUCAGCCGUUUGCCCCCCUUGCCGUCUCCACCUGCACCAGGGCCUUCGGCUUACGGCCAGCACCCAGCCAUCCCUCCACGACUGGGUGCUUCUCGCGGGGAUGGCGCUUCCAUUGUCAAUACUGAUCCCAAGGAUCGGUAUGAUCGAUAUGAAGCAGUUCGCCGACCGCUGUCCUAUCCCUCGGGAAUGUCGGAUCGCCCAGAGAUCGACAUGACCAGCAUGAAUGGAAGUAUCACUGCGCCGCCACUAGAGCGACUUCCACCACUGUUGCAAGCACUUGGGCGAGCUCCCUCGGAUUGGCCAAUAGAGCGCAACGAUGCCCGUGGGUCAGGCGCGCGAAGGGGAGAUGCGUCGCACUCACCGGGUGUGUCGCCUCUCCUCGCUGGGAAUCCGGAACAUCGGGCUGAUCAAGCCAGUGAUGGGAGGUCGCCUCUGAUCAUGCCACCUCCUCCAAUGCGCGGCCCGAUGAGGGCGGAUGGAGAAGGCACCACGCUCCCCCCCUUGGCACUGCUACACCCUUCCGCUCGUGGAGCUCCGCACUAUCGUAGCCCCGAGAGCUCUCAACCUCACGACCAGCAGGUAGACCCGAAGCUCUUUGACGCGCCCAAUCGUCGAUCUUGA
Molecule: messenger RNA, 2469 nt
Organism: Ceraceosorus bombacis
Lineage: Eukaryota; Fungi; Basidiomycota; Exobasidiomycetes; Ceraceosorales; Ceraceosoraceae
Source: the annotation of a GenBank genome assembly